CCCACUUGAUGUUUGCCUCUUUCGUUGACUUGCCUUUGUGGCCACCAAUACCGCUGAUUUAAUUCUAGUCUCUCCGUGUUUUCUUUGUUGUUCUCGAUGCCUCUCGAUGCCAUGCCCACUAUGUCUUAAAGUAAACAACAUUUCCAACUUCACCUUCUUCCUCUUGUCAUAUUGCAAUUUUCGUGUCCAGCUAUAACGCGCGUUUUACUCGGUUCCCGUCUUUGCGUUAUCUGAUGCUCGCUUCUUGUCACUAAACGUGGCAUUGUUCCUCGCCAGCAAACGACAUCGCAAACCUUGUAUCUUGGAGACAACCUCUUUCUUGACAGCUAAGCUUGCUAGGUCAUCUAAUCAAUCAUUAGUCUUCAGAAUGGUGACAACAAGAGCUCAAGACAAGGCAAAGAAGGCGGCUAAGACUCCUCUUCCUCCCUCUCCUCGGGGGACUAGAUCUCGGGCCAAGGAAGCGGCCGGUGUUCAAGUGCUCCCUCCCCCUUCUUCUCCUGUUUCUCGCCCGCGAGGUGGAGGGCGAGGAAAACAAAAUCCUCCCAAAGUUCUAACUGUCAAGAAAAUCGGCCGCGAUAAGGCGACCACUGCCAAACGCAAAGGCGACGCCACAGGGAAUACAACCCCCUCGGCUGGUAGAACUCGAUUCGUGUACCGCUCGCCGUCUCAGAAUCUUCGACGCGCCAGAGUAGAAGACCAGAGACCACCCAAACGAAACCCCCCGCGACUUCUAAGUAUUCAACAGAUUGAAGACUACGUCUUCUCCCCCCGCCACUUCUCCGACCAACUCAUCCCCACGUCUUUCCCUACGGAAACGUCCGUCUGGCCGCCCCAAAACCCACUUGACAUCAUGCGGGCCCUAGGUGAAGAAGUAGAUGAUUGUGCCGGCGAAACGUGCUACACAGACGAGCUGUGUUUCUCGCCAGACUGCGAGCAUUCCUUCGACAAAUGGCGCCAAUCCUCAAGCGCCAGCUGGAAAACCCACUUUGAACUCCGGCAGACGCAGGAUAGGGGCAUCGGUGUCUUCACCAAAACUGCCUUCAAGAAAGAUACUGUGUUGGGCUGGUACACCGGCCAAAUCGUUCCAUUCAACAACGCGGAUAGCUCCAACAGCCAGUACUUGAUGGAUUUCGCGAUUGGCGGAUCCGAAUCUUCUGGAACUGACGGCUCUCCGAAUAUGGUGUGGGUUGAUAGUGCCACCAGGGGGAACUGGACGCGUUUUAUGAAUCACUCGUGUUCGGCCCAUUGCUGCUUUUACCCCAUGAGGGUUGGACGCACGCGUAUCAUGGCUGUUCUUGCGAACCGCAAGAUCCCCGCUGGAGUAGAGUUGACGGUGGAUUAUGGUGCGGAUUACUGGGAGACCAGAGGUUGGGAUUGCUUGUGUAACGCACCCAAAUGUAUGAGUAAAGCGAAGAAGAAUGCACCUACAGGAUCGAGUGGGGCCAAGAAAAAGGCUCGAGAGACCACUCAAACGAACAAGAAGGAGGGUAAAGCUACAAGUAACGUCUUGGGGGAAUCUAAAGUAGGGAAGAAAAAUAAGAGGCAAGCCAAAAAGAAGAAAAACUUGGAACGGAGGAUGUCGAUUCUUGAUUAUUUCCUAGGGAGGACGCGGGAGUUGGCGUACUGCACAAACAAGAAUACUAUCCUUUAUCUCCCCUACUACACAAACGACACCAUGUAUAUAAGAUCGAUUCGCGAAGGUUUUGGUAGUCUGUACACAUCAACCCCCUUACUACAAGCCCCUUCGCUGUCCCUCCCAUACUAUCUGAGAAUGGACAUUUUCAAGAUAUUUCGAGAAUUACCACAUGCCAUCACACCCUCGGUAUACAGUAAAUCUCCCACCAAACACGCACAGAACAUAAAUCCCCAUAACACGACUUGCCAACCUACUCUCCCAUCCCCUCAGAAAGAACACACCAAGGAAGCAUGGCCCCAUCUCCCCACCAUGUCGACAAUCCCGAACCUUUCCGCAGAUAUAGAUAUAGUCCAAGAUGCUAGCAACGAGGAUGAAACAUCAGAUGAACAUCGGCUUAUUACUCAAGAAACCACGUUCGCAACUACCAAAUCAAAAGACCCGCUACCUCCCCACUUGAACUCGACCUUGUCAAAUACAACAGCAACAACGCUGCACUACGAACAAGAACCGUACGCACUGCGCUCCUCUUCCUCUCCAUGUUCACCCUCACCUUCAUCCUUCAAGCAGGUUUUAGGUGCCUCUUGUGUGUACGACGGGGGUGAGGAAGAAGUGGGAGGGGAUGGCGGUGGGUGUGUGCGAGAUGCAGAAGAUAAGGAGAGAGGACGGACGAGGGUGCGGCAAAAUCAACCUUCCCCCCGCCGCCAUCGCCAAGAAGGAUCUGGUCGGGUGAGAGGGGGGAGGAGGACGCUGCUCAGGAGGUCCAACUCUUCGUCGUCGUCGAUGUUGGUACAAUAGGAAGAGGACUUCGGUAACCGUAAUGAUGGAAACUAUCUCAGUGUUGUGUCUGCACGGGAAUGAUGCGC
This is a messenger RNA of Periconia digitata, 2499 nucleotides long. The record is from the annotation of a GenBank genome assembly. NCBI's taxonomy places the organism in Eukaryota, Fungi, Ascomycota, Dothideomycetes, Pleosporales, Periconiaceae.